This is a messenger RNA of Diceros bicornis minor, 1935 nucleotides long. It is a transcript of the gene UFD1, whose product is annotated as ubiquitin recognition factor in ER associated degradation 1. The record is from RefSeq and is a predicted model, not a curated record. The transcript is spliced from 12 exons. Gene Ontology annotation, cellular component: VCP-NPL4-UFD1 AAA ATPase complex. The coding region runs from base 105 to 1028 and encodes 307 amino acids. NCBI's taxonomy places the organism in Eukaryota, Metazoa, Chordata, Mammalia, Perissodactyla, Rhinocerotidae. Gene Ontology annotation, molecular function: polyubiquitin modification-dependent protein binding.
GUCGGAGCUGAGGCGGCGGCGGCGGCUGUGAGGAGAGCGGUCGGCGGGCUGCCAUCGUUACGUUCCCUGGGCGAAGCGGCGGCAGCGAGGCAGAGGUGUCCAUCAUGUUUUCUUUCAACAUGUUUGACCACCCGAUUCCCCGGGUCUUCCAGAACCGCUUCUCCACACAGUACCGCUGCUUCUCCGUGUCCAUGCUUGCGGGGCCUAAUGACAGGUCAGAUGUGGAGAAAGGAGGGAAGAUAAUUAUGCCGCCUUCAGCCUUAGAUCAGCUCAGCCGACUCAACAUUACCUACCCCAUGCUGUUCAAACUGACCAACAAGAACUCGGACCGCAUGACUCACUGCGGUGUGUUGGAGUUUGUGGCUGACGAGGGCAUCUGCUACCUCCCACACUGGAUGAUGCAGAAUUUGCUGUUGGAAGAAGGAGGCCUGGUUCAGGUGGAGAGUGUCAACCUUCAAGUGGCCACGUACUCCAAAUUCCAGCCUCAGAGCCCUGACUUCCUGGACAUCACCAACCCCAAAGCAGUAUUAGAAAAUGCAUUGAGAAACUUUGCCUGUCUGACCACCGGGGAUGUGAUUGCCAUUAACUACAAUGAGAAGAUCUAUGAACUUCGGGUAAUGGAGACCAAGCCUGAGAAGGCCGUGUCCAUCAUCGAGUGUGACAUGAAUGUGGACUUUGAUGCUCCCUUGGGCUACAAAGAGCCUGAAAGACAAGUCCAGCACGAGGAGUCAACUGAAGGCGAAGCUGACCACAGCAGCUAUGCUGGAGAACUGGGCUUCCGUGCCUUCUCCGGCUCCGGGAAUAGACUGGAUGGGAAGAAGAAAGGUGUAGAGCCCAGUCCCUCCCCAAUCAAGCCUGGAGACAUUAAAAGAGGCAUUCCCAAUUAUGAAUUUAAACUUGGUAAGAUCACUUUCAUCAGAAAUUCACGUCCACUGGUCAAAAAGGUUGAGGAGGAUGAAGCUGGAGGCAGAUUCAUCGCUUUCUCUGGAGAAGGACAGUCGUUGCGUAAAAAGGGAAGAAAGCCAUAAGUUGGGACUGUUGGCUGAUUGGAAAAUAAAAUAAUCAAUUGCAACGUAAUGGCUUUUAGUUACUGGCUGUGACGGAGAUGAGACUAUCACAGAGGAUGCUGUGUCACUUUAGGUUUAUUUAGAGUUCCUGAGAAUUACUGAGUUUGACCUGGAUGUGGAACAGCAGGACUUCACAGUUGUGUGCUUGAAUUGGGAAAAGAGAAAGCUGUCUCUGAGGUUUCUUCUUUGCCAUCUCUCACUUUCAGCCCUGGGUGCGCUCCCACUGCCUCAACGGAAGCAGAGUUCCCUAAUUCCUGAUAAAAACUGGUAGAGGGGAUUAAAUUGCUCUAACCUGUGGUGUUCUCUCUUUUUUCAUUUAUCCUUUCUUUUUCCAGGUCUAUAGCUUAGAUGUUGCCUUUGGCCUAGAAAAAAAGGGGUUUAAAUAGAUAUGUGCUCUAUAAAGAGUGGUUAUCCCAUUACCCUGGCUGCAAUUUAAGUAUUUGAGGAAAGGUGUUUCUAUUUUUAUUUUAUGUAUUGAUUUUUUUCAAAAGAACCAUUCAGAAGGAAAACCUGAAGCAUUUCUACUUAUAUUUUGAUUUCAUUUGGAAAUAACUGGCCCCUUAACCUGUUCUACAGUAAAACAACUUCAUGGGGAAGCACAAAUAUGAAUAUUAGAAUAAAUAAAAGCUAAAGGUACGUUCCUCUUUCUCCUUUCCUACCCCCUACUCCCAGUUUUAAUGUAUUAAGUUAUCCAAGUUUCUGCUGGCCUGUCUUUACUUUUUAUUAAUAUUAAUUUGGUCUCAGAUCUUUACUUUUUAUAAUGUGAGAUCUUUUGACAUGUAAAUCUAAUUAUUUUAACCUCUUUUAUUCCUUGAAAAUAAUUCUAAAUCAAGAAUUUCAAAUAAAAACAGGCAGUGACUAAAACCUG